AUGUUGAGCAUAAGUGAAGCUCUUGUGGCAGUGGCUGUAUUUCUUCUGAUUACGCAGUUUUUAAAGUUGCAGCGAGUGCGGAGACGGUUUCCUCCUGGGCCAGUCCCUCUCCCGGUCCUUGGGACACUGAUACAGCUGAACUUUCAGUUUAAUCGUGAUCUUCUAAUGCAGCUGGCAAAAAUUCAUGGCAACAUCUUCACCUUAUGGUUUGGAUGGGCCCCAGUGGUUAUACUGAAUGGAUUUCAAGCAGUGAAGGAUGGCAUGACCACGCACCCUGAAGAUGUUUCUGGCAGGCUGGUGUCACCUUUCUUCAGAGCAAUGGCCAAAGGAAAAGGAAUUAUGCUGGCAACUGGUCACACCUGGAAGCAGCAGAGGAGGUUUGCUCUGAGGACUUUACGCAACCUUGGUCUGGGGAAAAGAGGUCUGGAGUACAGAGUGCAAGAAGAAGCUCACUACCUGGUAGACUUCUUUGCAAGUAUGAAAGGCAAACCUGUGAAUCCUGCUUUCCCUCUUGUCCAUUCUGUCUCAAAUGUAAUUUGUGCUGUCGUGUUUGGACAUCGUUUCUCCAGAGAGGAUGAGGCCUUUCAUGAUCUGAUCAAAGCUACAGAACAUCUCUUCAAGUUUGGAGGCAGCUUUAUUCAUCAUCUCUAUGAAAUCUUCCCCUGGCUGAUGAGCCGCCUCCCUGGGCCUCACAAGAAAGCCUUGGCUUGUUACGAUGUCCUGAGCAACUUUACACGGAGAGAGAUCCGAAUGCACACAGAGCGUGGGGCACCAGAGGAGCUGCAGGAUUUCAUUGACUUCUACCUGGAUCACAUUGAAAAAUCCAAAGAUGAACCCAGGUCAACAUACAAUGAAGACAACAUGGUUUAUUCUAUAAACGACCUUUUCUUGGGUGGAUCAGAGACAUCAAGCACCACUUUGAACUGGGGCCUUCUCUAUAUGGUGGCAAACCCAGACAUCCAAGAGAAAGUGCAGAAGGAGCUGGAUGCUGUUCUGGGUCCCUCCAAGGUAAUCUGCUAUGAGGAUCGGAGAGAGCUGCCCUACACAAACGCUGUGAUUCAUGAGAUCCAACGCUUCAGCAACAUUAUUUCAGUGGGCAUGCCCAGAGUUUGUGUGAGGAACACAACCUUGCUUGGCUUUCCCCUCAAAAAGGGCACCAUAGUUCUUCCAAAUAUUGCUUCAUCUUUGUAUGACCCAGAGCAGUGGGAAACACCUCGACAGUUCAACCCUGGUCACUUCUUGGAUAAGGAUGGAAACUUUGUGGCCCAAGAAGCCUUUUUACCAUUCUCCAUAGGGCACCGGGUGUGUUUGGGGGAGCACCUGGCCAGGACCGAGCUGUUCAUUUUCUUUGCCAGCCUGCUGCGGGCGUUCACCUUCUGCCUCCCCGAGGGAGUGACCCAGGUCAGCACGGAGCCCGUCAUGGGGGGCACUCUGCAGCCCCACCCCUACAGGCUCUGUGCCAUCCCACGCUAGGCUGGACAUGUGCAGGGUCACAGA
Camarhynchus parvulus is the source of this 1497-nucleotide messenger RNA. Its product is annotated as cytochrome P450 2J6-like. Gene Ontology annotation, cellular component: cytoplasm; intracellular membrane-bounded organelle. The coding region runs from base 1 to 1473 and encodes 490 amino acids. The record is from RefSeq and is a predicted model, not a curated record. Gene Ontology annotation, molecular function: oxidoreductase activity, acting on paired donors, with incorporation or reduction of molecular oxygen, reduced flavin or flavoprotein as one donor, and incorporation of one atom of oxygen; heme binding; iron ion binding. Gene Ontology annotation, biological process: arachidonate metabolic process; xenobiotic metabolic process. NCBI's taxonomy places the organism in Eukaryota, Metazoa, Chordata, Aves, Passeriformes, Thraupidae. The transcript is spliced from 9 exons.